Ilyonectria robusta is the source of this 1813-nucleotide messenger RNA. RefSeq names its product kinase-like domain-containing protein. Gene Ontology annotation, molecular function: protein serine/threonine kinase activity; ATP binding. Gene Ontology annotation, cellular component: nucleus; cytoplasm. Gene Ontology annotation, biological process: endocytosis; signal transduction; peptidyl-serine phosphorylation. NCBI's taxonomy places the organism in Eukaryota, Fungi, Ascomycota, Sordariomycetes, Hypocreales, Nectriaceae. The record is from RefSeq and is a predicted model, not a curated record. Bases 443 to 1417 code for a protein of 324 amino acids. The transcript is spliced from 2 exons.
AUGAGAUCAAGUCACGUGACAGGAUGUACGUGAAUUGGAAUACUUGUAAUUAAUAUUACUGUAAGAAUGCCAUGUUUAAAUAUCCGCGAUACUAUCGCUCUUGUAUGAUUUUUAACGUCAUGUUCUGUGGUCUGGCGACUUGCCCCUUCGCUGUUGAGGUACCGAAGGCCGAAGGCCGAUGACAAGCUACAACGAAGGCCGAAAAAUUAAGGGCCGAGCUCGCUAACAAAUACCAGCGGUCAACGUCUCCUCACUCCGUUUCAGAUUAUCCCUUCUUCAUCACAUCACUUCCAUUUCGGCACCAUCUCCCAAGUCGGCCAAAUCAGUUGCAGUGGUAUUGCGACAUCAUUCCGAGCUACUGCGCAUCCCCUGGACGAAGCUCAUCCACUGGGACUUUAUCCUUGCCGUACUCAGACCUAAUUCCGAAUCUAACCCCGCCAAAAUGGCCGCCAUGGACCUCCGAGUCGGUAACAAAUACCGGAUUGGCCGCAAGAUCGGCUCCGGAUCCUUCGGCGACGUGUACCUGGGAACCAACAUCAUCUCCGGCGAAGAAAUCGCCAUCAAGCUGGAGAGCGUCAAGGCCAAGCACCCGCAGCUCGAGUACGAAGCUCGCGUCUACAAAUCGCUCGCUGGCGGUGUUGGCAUCCCGUUCGUUCGCUGGUUUGGCACCGAAUGCGACUACAAUGCCAUGGUCUACGAUCUUCUGGGGCCCAGCUUGGAAGACCUGUUCAACUUCUGCAACCGCAAAUUCUCUCUCAAGACGGUUCUUUUGCUCGUGGAUCAGCUCAUUUCUCGCAUCGAGUACGUCCACGCCAAGUCCUUCAUCCAUCGCGACAUCAAGCCCGACAACUUCUUGAUGGGGAUUGGAAAACGCGGCAAUCAGGUCAACUGCAUCGACUUUGGCCUGGCCAAGAAAUACCGCGACCCAAAAACCCACUUCCACAUUCCGUACCGCGAGAACAAGAACCUGACCGGCACGGCACGCUACGCCUCCAUCAACACGCAUCUGGGCGUGGAGCAGUCCCGGCGCGAUGAUAUGGAAUCGCUUGGAUACGUCAUGCUGUACUUUAUCCGUGGCUCGCUGCCCUGGCAGGGCUUGAAGGCUGCCACCAAGAAGCAGAAGUAUGACCGCAUCAUGGAGAAGAAGAUGACGACGCCAACUGAAGUCCUUUGCCGCGGCUUCCCCAACGAGUUCGCCAUCUACCUGAACUACACUCGGUCGCUUCGAUUCGACGACAAGCCCGACUAUAGCUACUUGCGGAAAAUCUUUCGGGAUCUGUUCGUUCGUGAGGGCUUUCAGUACGACUACGUGUUUGACUGGACCGUGUACAAAUACCAGAAGAAUGCCGAGGCAAUCGGAAAGGCAGCAGCAGCAGGCGCUGGACCGGCCAGGAAGAAUCCACCUGAAAACUACUAGGCAUGAUGAUGACGCAAUGAACUGCAAUGCAUACACAUCAUGCAUGCACAUCAUGCAUCGCCCAUCAUGGCCAUUGACGAAUGGCUGCCGCCCGGUAGGAAAUAUACGCAGAGCAGGCGCCGCGCAGAUGCUACAUGACGGAGCCAACUUCAUGUCGACUCCGUACGUACAUCCAUAUCAGAGCGCCGCAUCUUCCGGCUGUGGGCGAUUGUCCCCAGCUACUCCAGGACGCCCGAGGGAACUCGACCUAACGCCCAUGUCUAGACUCUGGACUCCAGGUGUCAAGUGUCUCGUAGUUAGCCUCAAGAUUAAGGAGGACGGAUAAGGUCCCAGAUUGACAACGACCAGAAUGCAAUUCCUUUAGAUAGAUAAUACCAAUCAUGCCAUUUUACAUCA